AUGUCCCUCGAUCUCAUUGCAUUCGUCGUGAACUACUGCCAGACAGCCGAUCUUGGUAUCGAAUACGGAGUCGGAGCCCGAGACGGACUCUACCAUUCUUUCUCCCCUGGAGCUCGCUUCGUUCGAACCUUUGUGGAUCCCGAUAGCCGACUCUCCGCCUUGCAGCAUGUCUUGCUCGGUCUCAACCGUUCGUUUAACCACCAGCCUGUUGACCUGGCGCUGCAGUACCAUACCCGGCAUCUCAGUUUGAGGGACGCAACAUGGGAUCAGGACGCUUAUUUUGAGAAGCCCCGCGUGCUUCUCCAUCGACAACAGGCAAUGAUACGGGGUGAACACGAUGUUGCGGUGCCCUUGCUUGAACGCGUCUCCUCAGUUUCCCUCACGAUCCUGAACACGAAGGAUGCGCCAUACUCCAUCGUUGUGCUCCUUGACGACGCCAUGCGGUUUUUAAUGUCGAUGGAUCGGAAUCUGGCAUAUGGCUUCGUGGACAAGGCCGGAAACGGCGUGUUUCCCGACGCGCGGGUGCUUCAAGGGGAUGGUCCGGAUGGGUUGCGCCCUGCAGGACGAUGUGCUGGCCUGACCCAGUUUAUGCGGAUGAUCCUCGCGGUUCUUGCGAGGUGGGAAGAAGAGUGGCUCCGUGCCCUCCGCGCUAUUGACAGAGCUGCAGACUUCCAGUGUCGUGACCUGGCCAGCUGGGAUAUACGCUCCGCGACAAGGCCCUUGACGCCCUGA
Molecule: messenger RNA, 732 nt
Organism: Thermothielavioides terrestris NRRL 8126
Lineage: Eukaryota; Fungi; Ascomycota; Sordariomycetes; Sordariales; Chaetomiaceae
Exons: 2
Coding region: 1-732 (243 amino acids)
Source: RefSeq, a predicted model, not a curated record